AUGACCGACGUGGACGUGUGGAAGCAACGCUGCCUCGCUGCGUGCGACGACCUCGAGGAGGAAUACCAACAAGCGCUUCAUGAGGUCCAGUACCGCGCUGCCAAGACCAAGGCGGAGACGCCGCUCGUACCCUCCAAGGAGCUUCCUACGAUGCUCGAGUGGAGCCACGUCGCAGAUCGCAUUGACGCCGUUGUCUUGGACGACGAAAAGCAGCAUCGGAGCGCCCAAGCCCAAGAGACCAUGAGCCAGCUGCAAGCUCUCUGCAGCACGUUCCAGUGCAAGCUCGACCGCGUCGCAGAUGACCUCUAUACAGAGUACCGCCGGAAUUGCCAGUGUGUUUGGCAGUCACCGUAUCAAGGCAUCCAAGCUCUGGAGCUGUAUACACGCGACCAAGCCGUGCUUCAGCACUGUCCCGUCGCUGCGAGAGAGCAAGGAUGGGGCGACCAUGAGCGCUUCCACGUCAACCACGCACUAGAGAGCGCGAAGAAGCGUAUUCAAGCCGAGCACGCGACGUACGAAGAGCGCCUGCGCGCGCAAGUGGACAUAGAGAUGCACAAGCCUCUCGACGAGCCUCGUUUGUGGGAGACCCGCCGCGAUAUGCUCGUCUCUCGGCAGCGCGUCGCGCUCGAGGUAGCCCAUCGCCAGCAAAAGGUGACGCUGCGUAACUUGACCCGACAACACCUGCGCCACCUUGUCGAGAUUGACUGCCACGAUAUGGUCUGCCAAUACACGGCGCUGGUCACCGACCAGCACGAGGCGGGCAUGCGAGCACUGCGGCAGUGGGUGAAAGCUCUCCUGUACGUCCAGAAAUGGUGA
Saprolegnia parasitica CBS 223.65 is the source of this 816-nucleotide messenger RNA. RefSeq lists its product as hypothetical. The transcript is spliced from 7 exons. The record is from RefSeq and is a predicted model, not a curated record. Bases 1 to 816 code for a protein of 271 amino acids. Lineage: Eukaryota; Oomycota; Saprolegniomycetes; Saprolegniales; Saprolegniaceae.